GGCAACUUUAACCUUGACUUUAAGGACAAAGUCAAAGCCAGCCGCCCAGACUUCGACUUUGACUUCAAAGUCAAACUCAAAGUCGGUGCGCCGGGGGAGGGGGGGGCAAAGUCAGCAGGCAGCCACAGCCCAGCCACGGCUGGAAGAGCAAAACCACAGCGAGAUACUCGCGAUAGUUUCCCCCUUCACGGCCGCAGCCACGGCCGCAGCCGCAACCGCAGCCAAGGCUGCGGCUGACAGAAGCAGCCGCAGCCAAAUCCGCAAGCGCGAACCGACCGCGAAAAUUCGCAAUAGAAUUGCAAUAGUUCCCCCUCCCAACCGCGCCGCAGCCACAGCCGCAGCCACGGACAGAAAAAAAAGAAGAAGAAGAAGAUGAAUAGAGAGAGAGAGGGGAAGGACAAAAAAAAAAACGCUGCACUUCCCCUUCCAGCUGCAGCCGCAGCCGCAGCUCCGACCGCAGCUGCAAAACACUGCGAAAAAAUCGCAGUCGAUCCUUCUCCCAGCCACGGCGGCAGCCGCGGCCCGAAAAAGAGAACCACUGCGGCAAAUUCGCUAGAGCCAGCUGCAGCCCGACCGGAGCAGCGGCUGGGCCAAGAGAAGAAAGAACUGCGAAAAAUUCGCGACAGCUUCGCCUUUCAGCUGCGGGCAGCCCGAGCCCGGAUCGCCAAAGCGGCCGCAGCCGAAGCCCCGACCGCAACUGCGGCCGGAGCCGGAAGAUGACCGCAACAAAUCGCAACAGCUUCGUUCCAGCGGCGCAGCAUAAUCCCGACCGGCCGCGGACGCGUUCCGACAGAGAAUCUACGGGGGAGCUUUCUACUCCCAGCCGUCGCGGCCGCAGCUUCGAUCGAAAACGCGGCCGCGGAUGGAAAGUGAACGCCCGAGAAAAAAUAAAUAUUUCCAUCUCGGCCGCGGCGGCAGCCGCAAUCACGACCGCAGUCGCGGCCACGAGAACGGUGAUAGCAAAGCAUGGUGGCGAAGACGGGAGAAUAUAGUACGAACAGUUCGCUCCUUAUGCUUUUCAUUGCUCUGCCGAACUGCUUGCUAGCUCAUCUCCAGUUCGAGUUACAUUGACAAACUCAGCAUUAUCUCCUGAAAAUUGAGAGAGUUAAAAUAGGCCCAGCUCCCGCGAGUUCAGGCAUCUAGAUGGCCCGACAGCGUGCGCCGGAAUUACUCUCUAGCUCUGCAGCUUCGCUCUUCGGGAAGCUCUACGAAUUACUUUGAAAGUUACUACGAAAAUUAAAAACUCGUGACCAGCAGAGCUUUCCUAAGGGCGAAGCGGCGAAGCUAGACAGCAAUUCUGGGGCACCUCUUAGAACUCGCCGGCAUCGACAGGGGGCUGGCGGUAAACUGUUGACCAGGUAAUCGCCGGGACCUUCGCAGAGUGCCCGACGCGCGAAUGGGAGUCGGCGGUAAGCCGUCAACAAGGUUUUUUGCGGUUUGCGGUCUCGCUAAUCGGGCCCUCAUGGGGCAGCGAGCGUGCUCACAAGAAGCCAAGAAAACUGCGAUACUCGUUGAGCUGUACAAGAGUACAAAACAAGGACGCGGGCAAGGACCUUCUUUGAGGCAUCUAGAAUGACACGUGCCGAGCCAGCGUGGCUUAGGCAUGUCGGAUUCGAACACCUGCGGCCCCACUAACAGGGGCCCCGUCACGCAGUCACGCAACGUCAAGGUCUCCAAACGAGGCCGAAAAGUGAGCAGUUGUACUGAGAUUGGCGAGCCAGGGUGGCUGAGGCACCGAAUAGAAAAGGAAGUACGGCACUCCAAACGAGUCUUCUCAGGAUACACAAUGAAUUCUGCACUCCACUCGAGGCGGAGAAGAGUAAGACCUCAUGCAAUGAAUUAUCAAUUAUCAGUUAUCAAUGACUCAAUGUUGAAUGUUCUCUUGUCAUCCUCGAACUUGCAUGAAUUGAAGGAUACACAAUGAAUUCUGCACUCUACUCGAGGCAAAGAAAAGUAAGACCUCAUGCAAUGAAAUAUCAAUUAUCAGUUAUGAAUGACUCAAUGUUGAAUGUCUUCUUGUCAUCAUCGAACUUGCGUGAAUUGCGGGAUACACUGAAUUCUGCACCCCACUCGAGGCAGGGAAAAGUAAGACCUCACGCAACGAAUUAUCAAAUAUCAGUAAUGACUCAAUGUUGAAUGUCUCCUUGUUAUCGUCGAAAACUUGCAUGACUUCAUAUGAGUAACGAUCAGAAAGAUCAAAGAGAAGCGCCUCCGCCGAUUUGUGUCACUUUACUGCCCACUGUUUUGACAUCCUGCCGAACUCCCUCCACCGCAUCAUGUACCGCCGUCGAAACGAUCCUGGGCAACAUCUGCUGAAACUUCCUGAACUCUGCAAAUAAAUCCCCUGAGAUCGAUG
This is a messenger RNA of Prorocentrum cordatum, 2356 nucleotides long. The record is from the annotation of a GenBank genome assembly. NCBI's taxonomy places the organism in Eukaryota, Dinophyceae, Prorocentrales, Prorocentraceae.